AUGUAUACUUUUUCCAAAAAAAUCGAACUCAUUCCUAAUGUGAGAUCUCACACCACACAAGUCUCCCCCUUCUUUCUAAGCAUGGCAGCUUGGGCCGCGCUGCGCCGCCUCCGCUCACCGCGGCUCCGCCUCGCCUCCACCUUCACCCACCACGGCGCCGCCGCCGUCUCCGCCACCGACGCGUUCAUCCAUGUCCAAGACCCGAACCGCCGCAUCGCGGAGCUGGCCGCCGCGGGGCGCGUCCCCGACGCCCGCAGGCUGUUCGACCGGACGCCGGACCGGGACGUGGUGUCCUGGACGGCGAUGGUCGCGGCGUACGCGCGCCAGGGCCAGCUCCACGAGGCCAGCGCGCUGUUCCACCGCCCCGACGCGCGCCGGAACGUGGUCACCUGGACGGCGCUCCUCUCCGGCUACGCGCGGGCGCGCCGCGCCGACGAGGCCAGGGCGCUGUUCGACCGGAUGCCCGAGAGGAACGUCGUGUCGUGGAACACGAUGCUGGAGGCCUACGCCUCCGCUGGCCGCACGGGGGCCGCGUGCGCGCUGUUCGACAGCAUGCCGGUGAGGGACACCGGCUCCUGGAACAUCCUUCUGGCCGCGCUGGUGCGGUCUGGGACCAUGGACGAGGCACGGAACCUGUUUGAGAGAAUGCCCGAGAGGAAUGUGAUGUCGUGGACGACGAUGGUCGCCGGCCUUGCACGGAGCGGGAGCGUGGACGAGGCUCGAGUGCUGUUUGAUGGCAUGCCGGAGAGGAAUGUUGUUUCCUGGAAUGCCAUGAUCUCUGGAUACGCCCGGAACCUCAGGAUCGAUGAAGCUCUUGAUCUGUUCAUGAAUAUGCCCGAGAGGGACGUGGCUUCUUGGAACAUCAUGAUCACCGGUUUUAUCCAGAACAAAGAUUUGAAGAAGGCACAGGAGCUCUUUGACGAGAUGCCUAAAAGGAAUGUAGUCAGCUGGACUACUAUGAUGAAUGGUUGCUUGCAAGGUAAUGAGAGCGAAAUGGCACUGCAGGUAUUUAACGGUAUGCUCGUUGAUGGGAUCAGACCAAACCAGGUGACGUUUUUGGGUGCGGUUGAUGCGUGCAGCAAUAUCGCCGGACUCAGCGAAGGGCAGCAGGUGCAUCAGAUGAUAUGCAAAACACCAUUUCAGUUUGAUAAUUUUAUCGAGUCCACACUCAUGAAUUUAUAUGGCAAAUGUGGAGAAAUUAGAUUGGCAAGGAAGGUGUUUGAUCUCUCAGGGGAGAAGGACGUAAUAUCUUGGAAUGGCAUUAUUGCAGCAUAUGCACAUCAUGGGGCUGGUGUAGAAGCUAUAGCUUUGUAUGAAAAGAUGCAAGAAAAUGGGUAUAAGCCUAAUGAUGUCACAUACGUGGGAUUGCUCUCAGCAUGUAGCCACUCUGGUUUGGUCGACGAAGGGCUUAGGAUAUUUGAAUACAUGGCAAAGGAUAAGUCCAUUGCAGUGCGGGAUGAGCAUUACACUUGCUUGAUUGAUCUCUGUAGCCGAGCCGGGCGACUUGAUGAUGCCAAAAGAUUAAUCAACGGUCUUAAACUUAAGCCUACAUCCAGUACUGUAUGGAGUGCGCUUCUAGGUGGGUGUAACGCACAUGGAAAUGAAAGCAUCGGUGAUUUGGCAGCAAGAAAUCUCUUAGAAGCAGAGCCUGAUAAUGCUGGAACCUACACUCUCUUGUCUAACAUUUAUGCUUCUGCUGGUAAGUGGAAAGAAGCAGCAAAGAUUCGGUCUCAGAUGAAUGAUCGAGGACUAAAGAAACAGCCGGGAUGUAGUUGGAUUGAGCUGGCAAAUAAGGUGCAUGUAUUUGUAGCACGUGACAAGUCCCACAGUGAGUCUGAGUUGAUUUAUAGUCUGCUGCAAGAUAUUCAUCACAUGAUGAGGAUGGCUGGCAGUGAUCCCAGGGACCACAUGCAGCUUAUGGAUGAGGAUCUGGUGGAUCUUCAAGCAUAA
Molecule: messenger RNA, 1950 nt
Organism: Triticum turgidum subsp. durum (durum wheat)
Lineage: Eukaryota; Viridiplantae; Streptophyta; Magnoliopsida; Poales; Poaceae
Source: the annotation of a GenBank genome assembly